This is a messenger RNA of Callorhinus ursinus (northern fur seal), 1966 nucleotides long. Lineage: Eukaryota; Metazoa; Chordata; Mammalia; Carnivora; Otariidae. The record is from RefSeq and is a predicted model, not a curated record.
AUGGGAAGGCCCAAUGUACGUAGAUCUCUCAAGGGUGAGUGCAAUAGUGCUGGCCCAUUUGUCUGUGGGAAGAUCUGGACAUUUAAAAGUGCUUCUCCAGGAGGUAUCAUCGGCCUAGAGACGGAUCUCAAGCAAGCUGUCAUCUACAGAACCCACCAGAUCCGCGGCCUUUUCCUGGCCUUCAGCUACAGGGUGCCUAUGGCCACUGAAAGAGCUGACGUUCGCCUCGCCACCCUCAGAGCACCUUAUUCUCCGUCUCUGCACCGAUCACAGCUUGACUUGCAUUCGUGUGGAUGCCAGAUACUCCACAAAUAUGUCUUCGACGAGCGUUUCUGGGCCCGACUGCAGGUACCUAUCCCCCCGGGACGGCCUCGGCCGGCUCCCGCCCCGCGACCCCACCGGGGAUUAAAUCCCCGCCCACCAACGGCCUGGCGAGGCGAGGUGGGGCGGGCGAGGCGAGGCGGGGCGGGCAAGGCGCGGCGGGCAGGGCGCGGCGGGGCGCUCUCGCGCGGACGGUUCUCCCGCUCCCGUGGGCGCGGCCCCGAGAGGGGGAAACCGGGGAGCGGGCGGGUGCGACGCGUGGCCGCGGAUGGGCCAAUGAGCGCCGGCGCACGGUGGCGGGCGGGCGGGCCUCGCGGCCGGGGGCUGGAGGACGCUAACCGGAGGCCGGCCGGACAGACUGACGCUCGGCCUCAACGACGGAGGCGCGCGGCGGGGAUGGCGCUGGCGCGGGCCUGGAAACAAAUGUCCUGGUUCUACUACCAGUAUCUGCUGGUCACGGCGCUCUACAUGCUGGAGCCCUGGGAGCGGACUGUGUUCAAUUCCAUGCUGGUUUCCGUUGUGGGGAUGGCCCUGUACACAGGCUAUGUCUUCAUGCCUCAGCACAUCAUGGCGAUACUGCACUACUUCGAGAUUGUGCAGUGACCAAGAUGUGACCAGAACUGAGCGGCUCCUUGGGGAAGAACCACCCUCUGCAGUUGGAAUGAAACCUCAUCAGCUGUCAUAAGAAACUCUACUAGAUGUCAACAUAACCAACCCUAUGAAUAUAAAGACUAAAAUUCAUGAGUAGAACAGGAACAUAAUCCUGACUCAUGUGUUGUGUUCUUUAUUUUUAAUUUUAAAAGAGGCUCUUGUAUAGUAGUUUUUGUCUAUUUUAACAUUGUAGUCAUUUGUACUUUGAUAUCAGUAUUUUCUUAACCUUUGUGACUGUUUCAAUAUUACCCUGUGAAAGCUUUUCUUAAUGUAACUUUGAGUACAUUUUAAUUGCCUUCUAUUUCUAAAACCCAAAGUCAUUAGUUGGGCUAGUUCUUGCUAUUGUAUGGCACAUACAUCUGCCUGGAUCUAUUUCUACUCUUGACCAAAGUUUUGUAAGAAACAAUACAGGAUUUGGGGCAGGGGGGCUGGGGAGGGAGGAUAUUUUAUUGAGAACUAUUUACAAAAGACUUACCUGUAAGUUUGAACUCAGGAGUACAGUUUUAGCUCUCUAGGCUCUACUCUUAACAGCUUUUGCUUUAAAACUAUUUAAGUAUUUCUUAACAAUGAAAAAGAAAGAUCUUGCUAAAGUUCAAAUAAGGAACAUUUCACCUUUUAAAUAUUUAUUUCUUAUGUGGACUCAUUUCCAGAAAACUUUGGUGAUGGUUCUUAUGACAAAAGGUGGUUAAAUAGCAUUAUUAUGUAAUGCUUAUAUACCAUAGAGUUUUUAGAAGAAAGUAAAUCAGUUUCCUCUGAGGCUUAUUAAGUAACAAUGUACUUCCUUAAAUUUAAUUUUCAUGAUUGUAAUGGGUGCUGCACAUGCAUUUGCACAUUGCAAUAAGAUGAGAUGAAUUGUUAAAAACUAUAGCAAAAAGAAAUGUAAACUUGGUUAAAAUCCUUUCACUCUUUGUAUUUUUUUUUAAAGAUUUUUAUUCCUUAAAUGUAAAAUGACUACCUAAUUUUUUGAUGUAAACUCAUUAAAUUCAAAGAAAAA